CGUGCGCACCAGCGUUCCGUCCGGAGCGCGCGCGAUCGAAACGCGGAAAGACAAAAGUCGGGGUAACGUAUUAUAUUCAUUGUAAUAAUAUAUCGUACUGCUUAAUGGGGUGACGGAGACGCGCGCCAUACAAAUUACGAUACGGCGUCGUCCGAUCUCCGCCCACCCGCCGUUAAAGUUCGAAAACUUUAUUGUUAUAAGGUCGCGUGCAGACGUCCGCCGACGACGACCGCGGCUGCAGCGGCUUUCGAUCGAUUGAUUUCUAUCCCGUAUCGUCGGCAAUCGGCGUAAUAUAUAUAAAAAAAAUGUGUGUGCGUAUGCCGCGUAGUAGGCGGUAGUGGGAGUGAGACGGAGAUAGAGUGAAAGAGAGAAGAAAAAACGAUAAGUUAAAAGGAAACGAAAAAAAAACACUCCGUCAACGUUAUGUUUAAUAGUUCCGAAUGGUCGGAACGGUUCAAAUACGUCAGAAGAAAAUUCGACACCGCCAACAACAGUGAAAAUCGCUCGUUCGUGCAGGUAAAACGAAACGCCGUUUAACUACUUUCAAUCCGACGUAAACAAUGUCAGCUGGAAAAGUGGAGUUCAUCGUUGUUUACAAGACGAGCGAAGAUGUAAUUUAUCAAAGCUCUGAACUCAACAAUCAUGGUCCGACCGUAAAGGGGUGGAGGUCUUCCAAAAACUGCGAAUACCCACAGAAAUUAAUACUUAAACUCCACGAAACUACUGUGAUCCAACAAAUUCAGAUACUUGCUCAUCAAUAUUUAAUUCCUAAUAAAAUUGAAAUAUGGAUCGGUCCAGAAGAAUGCGUGGAAACAGAUAAUUUAUCAACUCAAAAUUACGAAUAUUUAGGAUAUAUUACACUUAAUGAUAAUGAUGGCGGUUCAGUGAAAAGCAGAGAACUUAAAACUAUUACACUACCGUUGGCUAGUGCGACCAGUUAUGUCAAGUUGAUUUUGUACGAAAACCAUAAAAAUUCUUUUAAUCGUUACAAUCAGGUGAGCUUGAUAGGUAUACAAGUGACCGGUGAAAAACAACAUACAGAUCAAGGAAGUGUCACCCAUCACAGUUCAAUAUGUGAUGACUUGGCUUUUGAGAUGUAUGUGGAUAAACACAUUGCACAAAUUAUUCGAAUGCUAGAAAAUAGAAAGAUUAUAGCUGUUCAAGAUGAAAGAUUUGAGUAUGCGAGAAAAUUAAAAGGAGCAAUGACAGAAUUAAGGUCUGCCGGAGAAAAACUAGGAAAAUUAGAACUGUCAAAAACCCAGGCCAUACAAAAUGAAGACUACGGUAAAGCAAAGAAGAAAAAAACACAAAUGGAAGAGUACCGUGCACAGGUGAUGAUUGAAAAUCGGGUAGAUGACCUUUUGGAAAAAAAUGGGCCAUUAGAAAUUAAUGACGAUGAAUCUGAAGAUCUCGUUGACAAGACUCCAGGAUCCGUUGAUGAACCCAUUAAGUACGUGGCUUCACUGUCUCCAAUUGUUUCACCAAAACAAGUUCCGGUCAAGCCGAAUCAACAAGAAACUUUAACAGAAAAAAUUGAAGCCGAAGUGGCUGACGAACCAGACGUUUACCAUAGUCCAGUAUCGCCACUUCACUAUCCUGAAAAUAACUCUAGGGAAAGAUCGCCAAAGCUACAGCAUACGGUCGUUACGAAAGCAAUUUCGUUAAAAAGACCUAAGCCAAUCCGUCCAAAAUCCAGUAAAAGCAGCUACGAAGCGUACGAUGAACAAGCUAUUCCAGCUCAAAGAUUUUGCCAAACGCAAAAUAAUUCGGACUCUUCGUCGUCAUCGACGUUAGCCAGCGGUGUUGGAACGUCAAAGUUAAGCGACAGAGAUAAGAAACAGGCUUCUAUUCCAAUCGCAGUGUUUGGACUUACGAUGGUGAAACAUUUUUUUUCGAAACAAUAUUCAGACAAAGUCGAAGGGUUAAAAUUAAUGGAAAGUUCAAUGAAGAGUUUUAUGUUUGACGAAGUAGAUGUUCGGCACUCACCGAACAAAAUGACCCGGGCGGCUGUCCAGUUGUUACACCGAACGCUUAGGGACAAAGUUUUUGCCGUCUACAAUUUGUCUGCAGAAAUCAUAAGGUUCCUGUUUUCAGAAUUCAUCCCCGGGAGAGUUUCGACGGGUGAAGCUUCGCGAAGUCUUGAAACACUACUUCCGGAACUUUUGGCAAAAGCCGGAGACACAACACCGCGUAUUCAUAACAUAGCAACGCAUACAAUAUUAAGUGUAGCUGAAGUUCCCGAUAUAAGAAAACUAAAUAUCAUACCAACUCAUUUAACACGUUUACUAACCGGAAACAUACAUCCCAGACUGAUACUCAGCCGCUUGGAAAUGGUCGAACAACUGAUCGUCAGCCAAGGCGUAUCGUCCGACAAAAAUAGCGGGAUGACCUGUCGUAUUCUAUGCGAAUUUGGUAUGUCGGCCAUUCACCAUCCAACUGAAGCCGUACGUAAAGCUGCCGAGCGAAUUUUAGUGCACGUUUACAAGGUUAACCCUAGGUUUGUGAGAAAACAAUUGCCACCAGACGACGAGAUCACCAGGCGGAACAUCAUGUAUAGACAACUAAUGCAAGAAUUUGAACGUAUCGAUCAAGAAAGACUAGGAGAAAUAGAUACAGUUGGUCAAACACAAUGCAAGCUUGUGCGGUCAACUAGUGAAAAUACGUCGACUUAUCAUAAUAAUGAAAGUACCCAUAACACCACAAUUCAGAGCAAAUUAAGUUCCAGUACAUCAGCUAGCGUGGCUGAUGUUUACGAGAAUGGCCAAAACAAUAUCAAUGCGUUGAAAUUAAUCCGUUGUACAUUUUGCAAAGAAGAAUCUGCAUUUUCCGAAGAAGAAUUGAACAUACAUUAUUGGAAAUAUUGUCCAUUGUUGAUGCGCUGUGAAAACUGUUCUGAAGUUAUUGAGAUUAUGGCACUUCGACAUCAUCUCUUGAAAGACUGUGAUUUCAAAGACAAGUAUACAGCAUGCGAUAGGUGUUUAGAAGUGGUCGAGAUCGAAUUUCUAGAGCACCACAUUUCAGGGUCAACGUGUAAAAAAAGAAAUUCUGUCAGUAAUAUCUGUCCAUUGUGUUUGGAAGAAAUUGGAAGCGAUAAUCAAGAUUGGAAUAAACAUUUAGUCGGUCCGUCAGCAUGUGAAAUUCAUCCACGAAAAAAUUACCUUAAACGUCACUAAAUUAGAAACGAACUUAUUUAAAUGAAUACCUAUAUAUGCGUAUUUAUGAGUCGCUUUAUAUAGAGCAGACAUAAUAUUACAUCAAUUUUAUUAAAUAAAUGUUCAAUUAUUUAAUUGCCAAAAAUUAUAAUUUAACCGUCUUCACAAUCUUUGCCAAUAAUAAUAAUAUUAAUAAUAUCAAUAAGUUAAUUUUAGAAAAUGACUGAUUAUUAUUCAAGCAUUUAGUUUUUAUUAUUGAGUAAAUUGCAUAACUAAAUGUUAUAGCGGAUUUAUUUUUGUAUUUUACAAAUUUAUUAAAUUAUUAAUGUUGAUACAUAUAUACAGUGUAAUAUUUGUUACAUGUGCUUAAUGUGUUAUGCGUCAUACAAUGUUUUGUCUUUAUACUGUAUAUUACUUAUAUUAAAAAUCAAAUUCAAUGGUU
Rhopalosiphum padi (bird cherry-oat aphid) is the source of this 3594-nucleotide messenger RNA. RefSeq names its product centrosomal protein of 104 kDa. The record is from RefSeq and is a predicted model, not a curated record. Bases 561 to 3173 code for a protein of 870 amino acids. The transcript has 17 exons. NCBI's taxonomy places the organism in Eukaryota, Metazoa, Arthropoda, Insecta, Hemiptera, Aphididae. Gene Ontology annotation, cellular component: cilium.